AUGGUGAACACUCAAGGUGAUAGGAUUGCAGAGCUAGAGGGGACGGUAGUGGACGAGAUGGCUUGGGCUGAGACCGCUCGUGAUAAGCUUCAGAGGGCUAGAGCUCAAUUGACUAGGAUAUGCGAGGAGGUCCGGGAUCGAGCUUCUGGGAUCUUGGCAGACACCACUAUGUUGAUCGAUGAGGUGAUGGAUGUUAUGCAGAGUCCGGUUCAGAAAGGCACUGAGGAGGAGUGGCCAAUUAACCAACCCGGAGCCCAGGAUAGAGGUGAUGAUAGGACUUUGGAGAGGUAUUUGAAAUUUGCUCCGCCUAAGUUUAUUGGAGGACCUGAUCCUAAAUUAGCGGAGAACUGGUUGGAGAGGAUGACCAACAUAUUUGCUGCUCUAGACUAUACCGAGGAGAGAAAAGUGAACUUUGCUACCUUUCAGUUUGAGGGCGUUGCACGUACUUGGUGGGACGUGAUAAGGGGAAAGUGGGAAAGAGCGCUAACUCCUUGGACUUGGGAAAACUUUACGAGAGAGUUCAAUGAGAAGUUUCUUCCGCCUCUGAUUCAAGAGAAGCGGGAGGACGAAUUUAUAAAGUUGAGGCAAGGAACCUUUAGCGUGGCCGAGUAUGAGGGGAAGUUCAUUAAGCUUUCUAAGUACGCUCCAGAAUUGGUGACUAAAGAGCGGAAAAUAAUAAGGCGCUUUGUGCAAGGAUUCAAUGUGGAGAUCCAGGAAGGGUUGGCAGUAGCCCAAAUCUAUACGUUUACUGAAGCUCUGGAGAAAGCACAGAGAGUUGAGAGCGCAAGGCUGCAAGUUAGGGACUUACAUACUAAGAAAAGGAACAUUUCUAGUUAUACUUCUAGACAGGCAAGUAAAAGUGUCCCACCUUCCAAGAUGGGAAGAGGAAUGGGAGGAGUAAGGACCGCAGGAGCUCGAAAAGGGGCUUUAUCAAGAGGAGGUCGCAGUGGGCAAGAUCAAUCGAGAGGAAUACCUUUUAGUGGUCCGGCCGUAACUCCUCAAGUUGGUUGUGGCUACUAUGGCAAGUCAAAUCACUCGAAUACUGAUUGUUGGAGAAAGUCGGGAAAGUGCUUGUUCGAGCACCAACUCGCGAGUUGUUCAAGUAAGCCGAAGGUAGGAGGUAGUACUCAAAGGCCAGAAAAGUCAGCCUCUAAGCAAACUAGUACUAGAGGAAAUCGACCAAAGGUACCUGUUAGGGUUUACGCAUUGGACUAUCAGCAGAUUCCCGAUGCUAUUGAGGUGGUCGAAGGAAUGGAUUGGUUAGCUCGCUACCAUGCUCAGUUGAAUAGUAAGACAAAGACGGUAGAAUUGUGCAUUCCAAGAGAGGCAACUCUAAAAUUGGACGUAAGGGGUAGAUUAACCUCAUCUGCUCUUAUUUCAGGAAUUCGAGCUAGACAAAUGUUGAGUAAGGGAGGACAAGAAUAUUUGGUUUUUCUUAUAAAUACUCCUAGUGAUAAAGUGAGAUUGGAAGAUAUGCCUGUAGUAAAAGAGUAUCCGGAUGUUUUUCCUGAAGAACUAGAAUCUUUGCCCCCGGAAAAAGAAAUAGCUUUUAAGAUUGACGUGACUUCGGGGGUAGCACCUAUCUCUAAGACGCCUUGCAGGAUUUACCACAGCGAGGCUUUAUAA
Messenger RNA from Coffea eugenioides, 1626 nucleotides. RefSeq lists its product as uncharacterized. NCBI's taxonomy places the organism in Eukaryota, Viridiplantae, Streptophyta, Magnoliopsida, Gentianales, Rubiaceae. The record is from RefSeq and is a predicted model, not a curated record. The transcript is spliced from 4 exons. Bases 1 to 1626 code for a protein of 541 amino acids.